Volvox carteri f. nagariensis is the source of this 2139-nucleotide messenger RNA. RefSeq lists its product as uncharacterized. The coding region runs from base 1 to 2139 and encodes 712 amino acids. The record is from RefSeq and is a predicted model, not a curated record. Gene Ontology annotation, molecular function: protein binding. Gene Ontology annotation, biological process: cilium assembly. NCBI's taxonomy places the organism in Eukaryota, Viridiplantae, Chlorophyta, Chlorophyceae, Chlamydomonadales, Volvocaceae. The transcript is spliced from 20 exons.
AUGAACGAGUGCUCUAAGUUACCUGUAAUUGAACUGUCCAUUUGUCCGCAGUGGCCUUUUGCCUGGCUCAAUGCAAGCCAUUCCGAAUUCCAGAGGACCUUUUACAAUUGCUCAGGUCUGCGGUGCAGCCAUCAUCCUAGGCAGCGAGGACCUCACAGGUGUUGGGGAACACCUCCCCAGGACAACCUGGCCCCCCAGCAUAUCCUCCGAGGCCACGACAGCUCCAUCACCGCAUUCGCCAUGUCGAACGGCGGCGGGCUGCUUGCCACGGGUCAGGGGGGCCCCCAGGCCGAUGUGAUGAUCUGGGACCUGGGGAGCCUGAGCUCCAAAACCAGGUUCUCGGAGCACAAUUUGGAGGUGUCGUCAUUGGCCUUUUCGCAUGACGACCGGUUGCUCAUGUCAGCGUGCUGCCGCAAGGGCGCUAAGCUGGUCGUACUGGAUACGGCCACCAUGAAGGUCGUCACGCGGGCCCCCCUGGAGCCGCUCAAGCUGAUAACCGCCGCCGCCUGGGCUCACGGGACGGCUGCCGGCGGCCGUACAUACACGUUCGCGACAGCGGCGGCGGCGGAUGUUACGAUCUGGACACUGGACCCUUACUCGGGACAGAUCUCCGGGAAACAGGUGGUGCUCGGCUCCAUACGGCGCGAGUACACGAGUCUGUUGUUCUCCCCGGACGGCAACUGGCUGUACUGCGGUACGGCAAGCGGUGACGUGGUCACCAUUAACGUGCAGCGCAUGAGUGUGCAGGUAGGGCUCUAUCACCCACACCCUCUCCUUUUUUUGGAUCCUCAGGAGCUGCCCCCCCCAUAUCCUCUCGUUGAGACCCACGUUUCAGACUAUCCGUCCCCACUGGCUCACCCAGUCUGUAGCGGUGGCGGUGUCGGUGGGCUGCUGCUGUCCCCGGAGGGCGGCGGCGCUGUCAUCGCCGCGGGUCGGGAUGGCAGUCUGUCCGCCUUCAACCCCGCAGGGGGUGCCUGGAGGGAGCUGAGGCCCUUCGCCGCCGCCCCGGGAAGCCACAUCACCAGCUUCUGUCUGAGCGCGGAUAGAUCCGCAUUCCUGCUGGGAACCACCCAGGGGGCCGUGCUCAGACUGGACCGAACCACCCUGCAGCUGCACACCCUCAGUCAGGCCCAGGGGGGCUGCACCACCGGGGUGGCCUUCGCCCCGGGGCAGAGCGACGCGGUGGCGGUCAGCUCGUCGGACGGCUCCGUAGCGGUGUGGAGUGUGCAGGACUUCACGAUGCAAUGUAAGGCCCAGGAGCCAUCCCAGGCGGGAGGGGCCUUAUGCUGCGCGAUGACACGUGAUGCAAUUGUCUCGGGUUGGGCUGACGGCCACAUCCGCUGUCAUGCCCGCACGGGCGGUGGUGCCCUGUGCGCCCCGCUGUGGGUCAUCCCUGGAGCCCACUCCCUGGCGCACUCAGUGGGGGUCACCGCGAUGAAAUUGGCACACGGCGGGGGCUUCCUGCUGACGGGGGGAGCGGGUGGAGAGCUGAGGUGCUGGGACCUCCGGAGCAGAGAGAUGGCCGCACACAUGAAGCUGCACAUGGAGAAGCUGGUGGACGUGGCGGUGAUGGCGGACGACAAACAUGUGGUUGCAGCCUCCGAGGACCGCUCCUGGAGCCUGUGGGAGCUGGGCUGCGAGAAAGCCCGAGUCACCUGGCGGAGCAACUCCAUGAUACGCGGGCUGGCGGUGUCGCCUGAUAAGGCAAGAGAUGGGAUUGGGUGGGGGGUAUCGGUUGUGACCAUCACCCUGGACCGCAAGGUGCAAAUGUGGGACGUGCGAGGACCCGAGCCCCGCUGGACCAAGGUGGAGGCUCACGGCGUGGAGGGCGGAUGUGUGGCCAGUGACAACCGGGGUGUCGUGUUCGCCACUGGCGGCGCGGACAACGCUGUCAAGGUAUUUGACUGGCACAACGGCAAUGAGGUGGCGGCAGCGACCGUCCACUCAGCUCCGGUGGCCAAGUUGGCUUUCAGCCCGGACGACCGAACCAUUGUGUCGGUGGCCGUAGACGGCACCCUCGCAUUCUGGCAGCUGAUGCGAUUUCUCUCGCAACAACAGCAAGUUAAUCCCAGCCCUCAUCCUCCUCUUCCUCGUCCCGUGCACACAUACAAAAAUGUAUUGGUAGCCACGCAUCCGUAA